This is a messenger RNA of Ooceraea biroi (clonal raider ant), 1786 nucleotides long. RefSeq lists its product as uncharacterized. The record is from RefSeq and is a predicted model, not a curated record. Lineage: Eukaryota; Metazoa; Arthropoda; Insecta; Hymenoptera; Formicidae.
UCCUCAUAAAAUUAAAUUCCACAUAAAAUAAAGAAAAAAAAUGGGACAUAUAUAUUACUUUAUAAAUAUUAGAUCUACAACUUCAAUCAACACGAAAUAUUUACUGUAAGAUGGAACUGGCAUAUUAAAUAUUGUAAUUACAACAUUUACAAGUUUAUACAUCUAUUGUGUACAUCACGCUUCACUGAUAAAGAGACACCUUGAAUUGUGCAACGGCACACAUAGACGCCCAGAUUUACUUUUGUACGUAUUAUCGACAAUGUAACUGAAGACACGUUACUCCUCUGUAAACUUACAGAACUUUAUAAAUACGACACACAUUUUUACGUCAAGUCUUUCGCGAUGAGAUUUUCCCGCGACCACGUUAUGGCAUCGCAUGUGUUCUGGCGUUUUGUGGCGUGCUACCUGGUUUGCAUUCUAUGCAGGAAUGCAUUCAGUGAAUCAACAUUCGCGAAAGUUUUUGCAUCAAUUAAUGACACUUCUGAGGCGGAUACAAAAUCGAUGUUCAAGAUUGAGAAUGUACUUAAAACACGAACAACCCUGGAUGGGAUUACUCAAUCAUUCAAGGAUAACUGGUCUAAAUCUGAAAUUCAGCGAGAUUCUCUACUUGUGAAAGACGCAUCAGAAACAAAACCAAGAUGUUCUAGGUAUUGCAUACAAAACCUAAAAACAAGAGAAGAGAAGGAUAAUUCUUUUAAAAAUAACAAUAUAUGUAUAUCUUGGUUUGCCGGAAAUCAAAGUGAAGAAGUUGAUUUUUCACUAGAACAUAAUGCAGAAUUCAAUAUGUCAAGACGAAUAUCUAUGGAUAAUAAAAAUGCAGCACUCUUAAACAAUUGUGAAGUUUAUCUCGAUUCGAAUUGUGUGUGUAAUAUUAUAAAUAUAGGAGAAAAGUCGAUUAACGAACAUAAUAAAGUUUACUCAAAUUCAUAUUUUAAUCGGCAAAAUGUUGAAACCUUCCGAAAUCCUUUUUCGAAUGGUAUUUCAAAAUUUUCGAAAAAAUUACUACACCGGACUAAUUUGAGAGGAUAUACUGAAAGUAAUUUUCACGUUGAUUCUAAUACAACUGGAAUUGUAAUCAACAUUUCGGGUAAUAUUACGCGCGUAGUUCUGGCUAUACCUAUAAGUAAGUUACAUAUUUUUUCUGUUAAGAAAGAGAGAUUUUUUAAUUUAUGUUUUCUGUCUAAAAAAAUGUUGUAUGUAAGAAACUACUUUAUGAUUAACUUUGUUAUGACACUCACAAAUAUAUCGAUUUUGUCUGUUGCACGUAAAGUUGGAAGAUUUAGAGAGAAUAACAAGAAGAAAAUCAAAGAGAAAGAAUCAACUAAAGAGACAUAGAUACCUAAGCAAAAUGACAAAUCAAUAGUAUCACUUUUAUAUCACGUGCUUUCCCUACACAAUAUAUCUAUAUGUAUUAUACAGUACGUAUAGCAUACUCUUGUGACAUAAGAAAAAUACACCAUAUUCACUUCAUGGAACGUUAUAAUCUUUACGUUCAUUUUCUCUAUCCAAGCAUUGCUUCGUGUAUAUAUUUUAGAAAAAAAGUUUAUUUAUUUUUAUAGAAAGUAGAAAUAUUUAUAACCUAUUGAAAAGAAAGAAUAAUAACAAAUUCAAUUUGUCGCCCAAUACUGGCAGUUUAUUGAUGUUAAAGACAACGUUUCGACCACUAAUCGGGUCCUUUUCAAGCGUUAAACAAUCUCUUUCUAAAAUGAACAGAAAAUACCACAUUAUACAAAUUAUUAAAAUACAAAUGAUAACCAACUAUUUCAAACACUUACUGGCUGAAAAA